Caenorhabditis bovis is the source of this 3432-nucleotide messenger RNA. The record is from the annotation of a GenBank genome assembly. NCBI's taxonomy places the organism in Eukaryota, Metazoa, Nematoda, Chromadorea, Rhabditida, Rhabditidae.
AUGGAUGAAAGUAGGCACGGAUUGCGAUUCGAUAGUCCACAUUUUCCCGCAUAUCUGAGAUUAUUCAAAUGGAAAAUUUUGGAUAUUUGUGUGAGAAGGACGUCGGAUGAUGCUUUUGGUGAAUUUCUUCCGCUUUUUGGUGAGAAAGAGCUUAAGAACUUCAUCGCGUAUAUCAGAAAUCCCGAAUCACUGAUCAAGAUUCAAAAUCCCGAUAUGGGAUUGCCUCAGCUCAAUGUGGAAAAAUAUAUUCAUGAGGACAUUUUUGAUGAAGAAAAGUUUAAUCUUGCUAAAAGAAAACGUCAAUUUCUUAUUCAAGUAAUGAUGAAGAAUGAAGUGAAAAUUGUGAGGAAACGAUAUAUUGAACGAUUUUUUUCGCAAGUAUUUUAUUGCGAAGAAGGUCUCAGAAUUGCGGAUCAGCUGAUUAAGAAAUAUAAUCGGCAAUUGUAUAAACAAUUGCAUUGGGAAGGAUGUCCACCGAAUUGGCCGUCGGCGAGAAUAUUUUUUGAGAGAUUCUACGAUACAGAGAAUAGAUACAUGCCGCAGAAGCUCGACAGAGUAGUGACCGCUUCGCGUGGAAAUCUCAUCUUCAAUUUUUGGCGAAACAGUCAACUUUAUGAGCGUGAAAUGAAAGCGAUUGAUUGCUUUUUGAAAGAUCCGAACAUCGGAAUCGAGAGUCAAGUUAUUCAAGACGUUCUCGACGAGGGACCAUUCAAUAUAAUCGAACUUAACCCACAAGGAGAUGAAAUUGUGAGGCCAAUUGAGAAGUGGAAUAAACACAAAACGAAUCUAUUGUUUGCUACGCUUCCUUUGGUCGAUGUCACCGAUCUUGAGAAACAAAAUCGCGAAGAAGAUUGGUAUUUCAAUCUGAUUGAAGCUAUGAGCCAUGAUUCUCAUAACCGCGCUGGACUCUGGUUUUUGCAUCCGAAUUGGGAAGAGACACUCCAAGAGAAAGAAAAAGAACGACAGAGGAUGCGGAUGUUGCUUUCGAAGGGAAUCGGCGCGGAAGGAGCAGACAAGUUGGUUGAUGAACGAGAAAUUCGCGAAAUGCGACCACAACCACAGACUAAUGUUGAGAUUGAUGAUGAAAUUGAAUGCGAUGAGCUAAAACUCCGAUCGUAUCAAGAAGAGUUGGUACUUCCGGCGCUGAAUGGAGAGAACGUUGUGAUUGUGGCGCCGACCGGUUCCGGAAAGACAGAAGUGGCUAUCUACGCGGCUCUCACUCACAUCGAAGCGAGAGAAGCCAAAAAUCAGCCAUCUCGCGUAGUUAUGCUUGUCCCCAAGAUUCCUCUUGUCGAACAACAAAGAGAUCGAUUCCUCAAAUAUUGUUUCGGCAAGUAUCAUGUUGAAGGAUUCCACGGUUCUGAGAAGAGCAGCGACGGAAGAGGACGAAAGGAUGAGGUUAUCAAAUCACAUGUCGUUAUCAUGACACCGCAAAUUCUUUUGAAUAUGUGGCAAUCGGUUCGGGAAAGCGAACGACUUUAUGUUUGUGAUUUUUCGAUGGUGAUUUUUGACGAGGUGCACAAAACGACUGGAAAUCAUCCGUAUUGUGAAAUCGCUCAAAUCAUUUCGUCCUAUAAUGGUGUAAAACCACAAAUCAUUGGUCUCACCGCGUCGCUGAAUGUCAAGACUACCGGCAAAAAUGAUCACGAGCAGAUGCUUGGAGAGAUUUACAAACUGCUCGCCAUUCUUGAGGCAACGUGCUUGAGCACGAUUCAGAAUGAAGAAUCGCUUCGCGAGCUGAAUCGACAUGUGUCGAGACCUGAUGAUAAUAUUAUCAUGUGUCCGCCGCCGCCUGACCAGAAAGCCAAAAUUCGGGGAUACAUCAAGAGAUCUCUGAAAAUGUUGCAUGAGAAGUUGCUCACCGAGCUUGACAGAUUAUUUCGUGGACGCGGCGGCAAUUUUUUGCCGGCCAAUUUUCUGAAACGCGCGAAAAUGCUCAAUUUGGACGAUGUGGCGCAUUAUGAAGCGUGGCUACAAUCUGUCGUGCAACAUUUGAAUAAACUGCACACUCCGGAUAAGCAUAUUGCCCAAAUCAAUGCCAAAUAUCUGCGGGUGAUUGUUGAAGCUCGUGCCAUUGUCGAAGUGAUGCCAGCUUAUGUAGCCUUUGAAUAUAUGGACGAGAAAUUCCAAGAGCUCAAAUCGAGCGGAAACUUUCAACAAUUUUCUGGAGAUUUCGAUAAAAACCGCGAGACAUUGGAUACACUUAAAAAUAGCGACGAAGACAAUGCAGAUCCGCAAAUUGUGAAAGAGCUCAAAAAUACUCUGAUUGCACAAUUCCGAGCGAUUCCCGAUUCGCGUGUUAUUAUCUUUGUGACUCAGCGAGCGACGGCGAAGAAUGUUUGCAUGUUCCUCAACAAAUCGGGUGUGUUUGAGAAGUCGAACUCGGUUGGAUACGUACUUGGUACCAAUAACCAGGGUUCGGUGUCGCAAUCGCAAACCGAACAGAAGCGAACCAUUGAGAUGUUCAACAAUGGAAAAUUGAAGGCGAUUGUAGCGACAUCGGUUGUUGAAGAAGGUCUUGAUGUGGCCGCUUGUAAUCUUAUUAUAAAGUACAAUUGCUCGUCUGGAUCUGCCGUUCAGCUCACACAACAACGAGGACGUGCUCGUGCCAAAAACUCGCGAUCUGUGCUUCUUGUCGCUUACAGCAAAGUCAAGGAGAAUGAGAACAACGCGUUGAUAUCGGAGAAGAACAUGCGGGCAUGUGUCAAGGAGAUUCAGAAGAAUGGCAAGAAGCAUUUGAUGGCGCGAGUCGCCGAGGAGAGGAAGCGACUUGAACGACUACGUGAGCAGGAGCUCCGUGAGAAGGAGAACAAAGAGCGCGAGCUUCAGAAUAAGCUCUACACUGUGGCAUGCUCUAAGUGUAGUCUCGAAUUUUGUAAAAGUACGAGCAUUAAGAAGAUUUUCUCGAACUAUAUUGUUAUCGAUCCGGAUAUUUGGGAUAAAUUCGAACUUGAACCGAGAAGAUCGUCGAAAUAUAUCGAUGAGAAUCUGCAGCCACUUUGCACACUCAAAUGUGCGAAAUGUCGAAGUGACGCAGGUCGAGCGUUCAAGCAAAGGGGUGUCUACGUGCCGCACAUUGAUGUAAAGAUAUUGGCGUUCCACGAAGAAAAUGCGGUGCAUGCGCAAAUGGAGACGAAAGGGAAAUGGACGAACGUCGAAAAUGAGUUGUUCUUCAUUGGAGAUGCGCGCGAGUGUCACUUUAAAAUGAUGCUCAAUGCUCUUGAUAACAACGAGAAGAACCUGGAGAAGAAGCGACUUCUUGAUUUUGAAUCGCGCAACCAGUCCGAAUUGAUAUUACGUAAAGUCCGAUUGGCAAAGUCGCAACGCGAAGCUGAGGAGACGCGAAUCGCAGAACGCCGCCAACUCGCACCAGACAACAAUGAUGACGAGAUGGCGGAUUCGGAUAACGAGAACACCCCAUACGUUUAUUAA